Molecule: messenger RNA, 852 nt
Organism: Helobdella robusta
Lineage: Eukaryota; Metazoa; Annelida; Clitellata; Rhynchobdellida; Glossiphoniidae
Exons: 7
Molecular function (GO): carbonyl reductase (NADPH) activity
Source: RefSeq, a predicted model, not a curated record
GUAACAGGUUCAAACAAAGGAAUUGGAUUUGCAAUUGUUAGAAGUCUCUGCAAAAAGUUUGAUGGUCACGUCUACUUAACAGCAAGAGAUGUAGGAAGAGGUGAGAAUGCAGUGAAAGAACUGGAGAAGGAAGGUUUGCAUCCACAUUUUCACCAGUUGGAUAUUGAGGACACCAAGAGCAUCACAGCAUUGAAAGACUAUUUGGUGGAAAAGUAUGGAGGCCUGGAUCUGCUGGUCAACAAUGCUGGGAUUGCUUAUAAAACAGAUUCAACUGCUCCAUUCUCAGAGCAAGCAGAGGUAACAUUGAAGUGCAACUAUUGGGGCUUGUUGGACGUCUGCAAAAUAUUGUUCCCCAUUCUCAAGCCACAUGCUAGAGUUGUGCAUUUGUCAAGUUCACUGAGUUUCAUGUCCCUGGCCAAAUGUUCAGCAGCUAAAAGGAGUCAGUUGUUUAGUUGUCAGUCGGUUGAUGAAUUAUCUCAUCAGAUGAAUCUCUUUGUUAGUGAUGUAAAGGCUGGAGUGCAUCAAGCUCAAGGUUGGCCAGACAUGGCUUACGGGGUCAGCAAGGCUGGAGUUACUCUUCUCACUCCUAUCCAGCAAAACACUUUUGAUAAGGAAGAACCUGGCAAAGAUAUUGUUGUCAACAGUUGCUGUCCAGGUUAUGUUGCCACAGAUAUGAGUAGUCACAUGGGAUUCAAGACUAUUGAUCAAGGUGCUGUGACACCGGUAUAUCUAGCACUCUUGCCUCCUAAUGUUGAAUCUCCGCGUGGAGAAUUCCUCAGUGAGUGCCAAGUGAAGGCUUUGAAUGAAGAAAAUGUCAUUAACUACAAGACUGUCCUUGACCUCGACAUGUAA